GUUUUUAAGUGUUUCCAGGGAAUAGGUUUCACGUUAAAAAAGGUAUAUACCACAAAAACAGAUAUAAAUAUUUGAUUUGAUUAAAAACAGAUAGAGAUACAAAUACCCAUACAGCCAUUGUGUCACACAACUAAUAUCUACACAAGAAGGCAUCUAGGUGAUUCUCACUACCUCUUGCGGUUAGGAGGGGUGAAAUAGGACCCGUUCUCUGGAAAACCCCCCUGACCGAGGAGACAAAUUAUCUUCUCUGUGAAACAUGUUGGUGCCAAACCAGGACACCAUUAAUACCCCUUGGGACAGUGGAAAGUAUAUCAAGUAAAAAGCCCCGCUCUUUCACAAAAGAGGUACAUGCAUUGUCUAGUGGGUGUGAUGAAUUAAAGAAAAGCUAUAUAGAAAAAAACGUACUCCUUUUCACAGUGGCACGGCUUUGAACAAAAGAAUGUUGUUGUAUAUAAUUGCUUGCAUUUGAUAUGCCUGGAGGUAUGUGGGCCUAAGAGAAAAAUUUUUAUGGCUAUAUUUAGAUGCCAAAAUUGUUUCUGUUUAGCUGUAGAGUUGUUGAUCAUAUAUUUCUAAUGUCAUUGUUGCAGAUAUAUUUUUAUUUUGCAUGAACAGACAGACAUAACACUCUCUCGCACACCUUCAGUAACUGCUUUAUCUUGGUCAAUAUAUUGGUAGCAGAAAUAACUAUAACUCACAAAUGGCUUAUGUACAUCUAUUUUUUGACCCCAAAACAGAAUAAUGAUAAAGCCAUAACCUAUGUAUAUCACUAAGACACCAGUGUUUACUUUUAAAAAUGGUUAUUUUGAGAGAUUGACAUACCUGUCAGACGUUGGAUGGCUAGAUAUUAAGCUAAUUACCUGGACAUCUCCAGGACUGCCAUUGCAGAACCAAUAAACAGCUAAAUGUUCUGACUAUAAACCCAUGUAUUAAUAUCUGCUAGAAACAUGACUAGACUGUCACUAUUUCAGUGGAAUUCUCUGGAGUCCUCAUUAUCAGAUUCUAAUUUUGUAGUGGUGCUAAAUGACUCAUGACACUACUGUGUAUAAAAGGUCAGUGAAAAAGUUGUGUAUGGUUUGCAGUGUACAGUACAGUAUGUCCUGGAGAAAAAGUACAAGAGGUUGCUUAAGAAAUAUCCAGUGCCACAAGAUGGAGACACAGACAAAGAAGAGCAAAACACCCAGAGCAAAAACAGAAAAAAAUAUGCACUGGAGGAAUAUACACAUAGCACAUAGAUUCAACUUUUCCUUGGUUUCAGACGAUGAACAUUAACUGCUAUAUAGAUGUUACAGGAAACCAGCUUAAGAGUUAAAUUUGUACAUUUCUCAAUUUUGCUAUAAUAUAGGAUGCAAAUAAUUUUCUCAGCACAAUUUGAAUGGGACCUGCAUUAAAAGACAUCACUGAAAGGUUUCAGGUUGCACUUGCCUUUGUGUUUUCACACCCUUCACCUCAAAGGCAGUGCUAAUAAAUAGGCUCACUCUGUGGCAAACAGCUAUAAAGGAAGGGGGACACCAACAGAUUGAAACUUAUAAGUGACCAGCUUGGAAAACUGUGCGUUUUCAGGAUAAUGUGGCGAGCAUUGCUGGUGUGUGUGACUACUCUGAGUGUACACUGUGAGGCACAGACAGGCUCUGAUAUAUGCAGACACCACUCCACCUUUAGACAAGCAGCUGAUUGGGACAUCACAGUUACUUGUGGAACUGAUAGUAUCCAUCUGAGCAUCCUGCUGUGUCCAGUCUACUAUGCUGGUUAUAAUGAAUCUCUUAUAGCGCUCAACGGAAAAUUUAACAUGCCAGCCUGUCGUGGAAUUGUAGACUUGAUAGCCAGUACCCCUGUUCUGAAGUUUAAUUUCUCAGUCUCUGAUGAGGAAGUGUCCCUCUGUGACAAUUCUCUUGAGCUUACAGAUGAGGUGGGCACAGGUCAAUUCUCUGACUCCAGAGUUCAGUUUGUCAACAUUUCAGGAAGCAUCAUUUCAUGGGAACCAGUCCGGGACCCUUUCACAUACCACCAAAAGCUUAUUUAUCGAUUCUCCUGCCUGCAGUAUUUGGUCAACGACACUAAAGUAAAUGUGUCAGGCAUGAACCUAGCUGCCCGAGGGAACAGAGGAAGUUUUGUCAGGGCACUCCAUAUAAAUUUCUUCACUAAUCGACAAUAUACACAGCCUCUAAAAAUACCUGAAAAGGGCCUACAACUGAAAACUCGGAUAUAUGUCCAGGUCAAGGCAACAAAUCUCACUAACAGGUUGAAUAUCCUGCUUGAUCGCUGCUUUACAACAACAAGCCCUUAUCCAAUAAGCACAAUUUAUUAUGAUCUUUUUGUUGGGUGCAGACAUGAUGGGCAGACAGUGGUGUACUUAAAUGGGGUAUCCCAAGAGGCACGCUUUUCCUUUGAGGCCUUCCAAUUUGUGGAGCAUCAGAACAAGACCAUAUUCUCAACGUUCUCCACAUUCUACCUGCACUGUGUCACCCGACUCUGUGAGAAUUCCACCUGUCCCUCCAUGCUUCCGAACUGUAUAAAGAACGUAAGAAGCACACUCCAAUUGAAUCAGUACUUAAGCAAUGUGGAAACUGUUUCUUCAGGCCCAAUCAAGACAAGAACUGACAGUGACUGUGUGACAGGGGUCAUUAUACUCACUUGCUUGUUGAGUGUCUGCUGUACUGGACUGGUGGUGUGGAUUUUGAUCUACAGGAGGCGCACGUGAACUAUAUGAAGGAAUAUCUUUGUGUAAUGGACACAGGUUUUUUUUAUAUGCAUUAUUCUUGCCCUGUGGGGAAAAUAUUGAAUUAAAAUAUUUUUCAAAAAUACUGUUUUCAUAAAUAUGUAACUCUGUGUUAUGUACCUUUAUAUUCUUUUAUUGCCAUAAUCUGUAGAAAUUGGUGUGCAUUGGAAGGAAUCUUAUUUAUAUAUAACAUUUAUAUACAGGGCCUUGGAAAAUUAUCACCUUUAAAAAUGAUCAGAUUCAUCUGGAUUACAAGUGCCACUUACACUGAUUUUUCCAACCAGUACUUUUAUUGCAAACCAAUAUGCCCUUAAAGUCAAAAUUCACUAUUUGUCAGCAGAUUGUGAAUGUAUUCAUAUGCAUUCAAACCCGUCAGACUUUUACUUCAUAGAACCACUAUUAGCAGCAACAGCUUUAAGUCUGUUGGGGUAAGUUCCUGCCACCUUUGCACACUGUUUGGGAGUGAUUGCCCAUUAUUUGGCCUUUUGCUUCGUAAUUGUAAAGUUUUUCCCAAGCAUUAGGUUUUUGUUUGUUUCUGAAUCUGGUUGUCUUGUAAUGUCUAAAAUACAACAAAAGAUGUGCACAUUCAAAACACCCUAAUUGGGCUCAGUUGCAGGACAACAAAAAUAACAAUAUAGAAAAAAAGAAGUGUGAUGUCCGCACACUGAAUUUACAGCUCCAAACAACUUUUUAUCGAAAGCGCAACGUUUCAACCAUCGGGUUUUGUCUUGUAAUGUCCCCUUGUAUUUUGCUCCAUUUUGCUUGAACCCCUGACCUUCUGAUCAGUAACCCAGAGACUGUAUGCAAAACGCUUGAAAUGGUUGUCUCUUGCAUCUUCACUCCACUCUCAGCAACAGUACUCUAGAAGUUCUUCAGAGUGACUCCCUGUGGCUUCCCUCACCAGUCUCAGUCUUGUUUUUCUAUCAGGAUUUGAAGGAGGGCCUUAUCUAAGUAGUUCUUGGGGGGUAUGAUAUAGCUUCCAGUUCCUAACUAUUGAUCCAACAGUGCUUAAUGGGGAGUCCAACCAAUUAGAUAUAAUUUUACACCUUAUUCUAUUACCAUAACUUCCAUAAAAUGCUCCUUAGUGACAUUUUGGUAUUUUCAAAACCAAAUGAGGUGGUUUUUGUCCAGAAAAUGGGAGUGGUUUUGGUAAAUACGGUUUUAAUAUUUUCACAGAUGAAGUCAAUUAUAAGUCAGUUGUGUCUUCAUUAAAACAAUAUCAUCAGCAAGGAACAUUUUCCAUUUGUCAGUUUUCUUUUAAAUGCUUUGAAAUUUCAUUUUAAAUACUAAUAAUUAAUUUGACUACAUUAUUGUUCUGCUACAUUUCACUGUAAGAGAACAUGAGUUUGUAAGAAAAAGUACUGACAGGAAGAAUGUGUGUAUUUCAUUUGACAAUGACUGAUGAAUUUACUUUUACAAGACACUAUACAUUCCAUAUAUUUAUUAGAUUUUCAUGCAACCUAUUUUGUUUAAGGAAAGAAUUUUGACAAAAAUGACAUAUCACUUAUUCUGGUCAAAGAUAAAUUAUUUAAGACAAGUUGUUGCUGUUAUCAUUCAAUCAUUCGUAAUUUUUCUCUAUUUGUUUGCAGUGAAUAAGAUUCAUUAGACCAGACUGAGAUUAAGAGAUUCUUUUGAUUCAUUGAGUGUUUUAGAACAUGAAUAUGCUAUGUUUGGACAAAUGUAACAUAAGCUAUAUUAUUAUUAUUGGACAUAUAUUGGCUAAAUAUAUGUUAUAAUCAAUAGCAAUUCAAUGCGUGCUGUAACAUCCAGCCCGGAUUCUGCCCCGCCAGACCACCAGAGGACAUCCUCACCCAAAUUUUGAACCUCUUCUUUGUUUGUCAUUUAAAUUUUCUAUUGUACCACUACAUAAAGUACAUGGAUGCUCACACUUUGUGAAGUCUUAAAGCUUUCUUUCUAGUAAGUUCUGAGUCCUGUCUUCUGGAUAGCUUGUGUGUUGUUUAACCUUUUGCCCUGCCUCAUUUUGCCUUUGUUUGCCCAUUUGUUUUGAUGCCGCAUCUGCCUUUUGAUAUUUUUGACCUUGGCCUCAAGGUUGAUUUUCAAAUAUUGUGGUUUGGAUAGACAUUCUGCCUAUUCUUACCCUGAUAUUCUUUUUUAAUAAACCUUGAACACAUGGAUCCUUAUAACCUGUCCCCGAGUCCUCCCUUACAGAAGACUUCACCAUUUAUAAAGGAUCCAACCAAGGUGUACAUGCUACUGAACUAAACAUACGGUAGUUUUGAACAGGACUUCCGGGUGUUUGGUCACCCGGAUUUUGAUUAUCUGGAGUCUAUAAGAGAAGCUGGAGGAAAUCUGCUACACUGAAACAAGAUAAACAAUCAGCGGCUGAGUUACAGUGCUGUUUGAACAUGUUAUUUCACAUUCUACCCAAUGGUGUCCUUCAAACAUUGUGAAAAAUAAAGGCUAUGAAAAAGGUAUUAAAUGUAUCUAUGUGUGCUAUGCUAAAAAAGAUAAACAAAAGCACAAACUAAGUGCUAAAUGGUAAGAGGUUAAAUGUUCUGCAGUAACACACACACACACACACACACACACACACACACACCGCCCUAUCAGUUUUGCAGCAUUUGACUGAAUCUGACAAAUUUUCUUCAGCCAACAAGUAUGAAAAGUUGCCACUGGUUAAGGUCAGGGUUUAGAGGGUUUUGAAAUGCAACAAAACUGGGUUAAAUAUAAUUUGUUUGAAUAUUGCCAGAGAUCGGAUUGCAUAUUAACUUCAGCUGAGCUUUCUAAUAUGCUAAUAAAAUGAAGGAUGAAUAAACACUAGUGAGAAACCGUUAAUAUGAUUAUGACUAUCUGUUGGUGCCUAUUAGCUUUUAUUUAUUGUUUGUAAGAUUGAUGUUGGAUGUUGUAUUAAUCAGAGUAUUGUCACCAUCACUCACUAACAGUCAUAUUGUUAGAACAGUUUGACUGCAGUCUAGUCUUGAUUUGGAUAUUUGCUUCCUUUAAACUUCAGUGCCUAAAACCAUUUUUUCCUCAUCUACAGUUUGAAAUUGUCCUAUAGGCCACAUUUUGUUGACUUCUGCUUUCAUUGAAAUGCAUUUAAAAAAUGACCUCUACCAAUAAAACAAGACUAGAAGCACAAUAAUAUCAUAAUAAGAAAUAUAUUUUCACUUGCUGUCAUUUUUUCACUCUAUAAUGUAUGUAUAGUUUUUGUUGUAAUGAAAUGUACUGAAACAUGUAUUUGUGCAAAUCUAAAUGAAAGAUUUUGUCUUUGGGGAAUGUUGUUCACAUAGUGUUGGAUUAUUCACUGACGAGCCCCGACCAUCCUUUCUCUUGAAGGACUAGGCCUUUUUUUGGAGGCUCCUUAUAUACUAUGAUUAGAUGAUUGCCUCACCUGUUUCACAUCACCUUCUUAUUUCAACUUGUCACCUUGCUAUUAGUCCUAAAUUGCCCCGUCCCAACUUUUUUGGAAUGUGUUGCAUGCAUCAAUUUCAAAAUAAAUGUUUUA
Molecule: messenger RNA, 6182 nt
Organism: Ictalurus punctatus (channel catfish)
Lineage: Eukaryota; Metazoa; Chordata; Actinopteri; Siluriformes; Ictaluridae
Product: zona pellucida-like domain-containing protein 1
Exons: 10
Coding region: 1565-2698 (377 amino acids)
Cellular component (GO): cell surface
Source: RefSeq, a predicted model, not a curated record